This is a messenger RNA of Fimicolochytrium jonesii, 1974 nucleotides long. RefSeq lists its product as uncharacterized. Gene Ontology annotation, molecular function: ubiquitin protein ligase binding; protein-macromolecule adaptor activity. Gene Ontology annotation, cellular component: cytosol; plasma membrane; cytoplasm. The record is from RefSeq and is a predicted model, not a curated record. The coding region runs from base 235 to 1773 and encodes 512 amino acids. The transcript is spliced from 3 exons. Gene Ontology annotation, biological process: ubiquitin-dependent endocytosis. Lineage: Eukaryota; Fungi; Chytridiomycota; Chytridiomycetes; Spizellomycetales; Powellomycetaceae.
AGCGCACAAGGAACGCUCGCUGGGUGGCAUACAGAAUCGCCGAUGGGUGGAAACUUUCAUACAAGAGAUGGGUUUCCGAGGGCACCACAACUUCAUAACGUCACUGAGUAGAACGCAGAUCUGGGAUAAGACCUCAUCCACAAGCAUUCUUGGGAAGGGUUCUACGACUCCCUCCGAAAGCCGUUAAGCAUUUCGACGGCUUCACGACUAUCUCCUUACAAACCUCACAGUCUGAUGGUUGUCAGGCCAAAGUGCGUGAUCUCGUGUCCGAGUCCGGUCAUACUUCCACCAUCCCCUCAGGAGGUUGCCUACGUCGUGGGACACUCAUCUUUGCCGUUGGCUUUAGCGGAACGUAUCAAUGACCUUUUCGACCCACCUCCCGUCGUGUUCAACGGCUCGGUGGCUGUAUACAACCUGAAAAAUACCUUUACGGGCAUAGAGGUGGAAUUCAGAGGGGUUGAGACGGAGUACCAUCCUUCAAACCCGUAUAUUGGGAGGGAGCUCGUCAGUGAGACGGAAGUGCUAUGGAACUCGGAGCGUGAUGGGGCGGGGAGCCUGAGUGACGGGAGACAUGACUUCCCAUUCACGAUAUCUAUACCGCCGGACCUUCCGCCUUCUCUCAAAUUGCGCCAUGCGGAGGUUUCAUACAAACUGACCGUCAAGCUGCAAAGAAAGCAUCUCUAUCCUCUCGCAUAUCAUCGUGAAGUCGUCGUUCGACGGGGCUUUCCCUCUUCCACUCGUUCGUCCUUUGUGAGAAUGUCAAUAUCCUCAAAUAUCACAUCUCCGCCCCUUCGCUCAACGAGCGGGUUGAUUGUGGAACCCGCUAGAUCCAGGAGCGACAGCAAUCUGUCCAACAACGUUCGCAUUGUGGACAUGUUCCCACAUGUCGAUGGCAUGGGUAUGGCACUCGCAGACCCGCACGCUCCACAGACAGCGCGAACGGAGCCAAUCCCACGACUAUUGAGCAGCUCAACGUCAGGAGGGAACUACUCGCAUCAGUGGAAGCUGCCGACCACCAUGGAACGAAGGACAGAGACCUUUCGCGGAACCACACCCAAAGAAGAGUUCGAGUACAUCAUCACCUUACCACGCCCACUUCUCCGCGACGACAUCCUUUCCAAAGUUGAUCUCGAAUUGAAAGACAAGGGCCAGAGCGUAUCCACCGUGCGCCACCUGGAGUGCAGUCUACGGGAACGGCAGACUUUUGAACACGUAUGGGUGCCCCUCACCCGCCGACUCACCACGUUGCAGGGCAUGGAACCGGCCGUCGAAAAUUUUACCGUCACGAAACACCCCAUCAAGUACAAAGUCGCAUCAGACCAGCUACAGCAAUCAAGUGGCGGCAGCGCAAGUUUCCCAUUCUCGCUAGCGACGACCGCCGCGGCGCCCGACUGCCGCACUGCAAUGCUCAACGUCGAGCACUUCAUCCGGAUUGUCAUUGAAUACGAACCACCACGAAUACAGCGACCUCAUCAAACACCCACAAUCGUAAUCAACGACACAAACAUCGGCUUUGGGAAGAAGAGCAUAUGGCGCGACUUUAUCAAUCUGCCCGCUUUCAAACGCUUCAAACGGAAACGCAUCGUACUCGAGAUCCCGGCUUUCAUUAGCGAUGCCGCCGCGGAUGAGGGGUUCACUCUACAACAGUCGCCGCCGCCUCUGAUGGACGCGGUCACGGAGCCCGAGGAGGGUAUACCACUGGAUGAUGCGCCGCUGUAUAGGGAGGUUGACACGCUGCCGAAUGCGCCUCCGGCGAUGAGCGUGCAGGCAUGACCUUACGCGGGGCGUCUGGAUGUUCGAAACAUCGACGAUGUGGAUGCUUCGGGUUCGUUUUCAAUUCGUCAAUUCCCGUAUUAUUUUGAAAAGCACGGACAUUAUCAGUCAGCGAGAGGUGUUUCCUGAUGCGGCUGACAGGGACUGUGAUGGGAUACAUGAUCACCUUGCUCCCCGCUCUACAACAUGCCAUAUUAUGUU